AUGGAGACGACGAGAUGUUGUCGCUGCAUGAGCUGGUGGGAAGAAGAAGAAGAAUCCAUGAGCUCCAAGAGAGGGAGGUUGGCUGAGGAUGGGAAUAAGGUGGGCGCGGUGUGGGGCUGGGUUUUGUGUUUUUCGGGCGAAGGGGUGGGGCUGGACCUAGGGGUGGGAAUGGGUGUCGGGUUUGGAGGGAGAUGGGUUGGGAAUGGAUAUCUGUGA
Messenger RNA from Prunus armeniaca (apricot), 216 nucleotides. NCBI's taxonomy places the organism in Eukaryota, Viridiplantae, Streptophyta, Magnoliopsida, Rosales, Rosaceae. The record is from the annotation of a GenBank genome assembly.